Messenger RNA from Aspergillus chevalieri, 906 nucleotides. RefSeq lists its product as uncharacterized. Lineage: Eukaryota; Fungi; Ascomycota; Eurotiomycetes; Eurotiales; Aspergillaceae. The transcript has a single exon. The record is from RefSeq and is a predicted model, not a curated record. The coding region runs from base 1 to 906 and encodes 301 amino acids.
AUGAAAUUGUCAAUUCUUCUGACCCUACAGACUCUCUGUCUGCUGGCAUGCGCCGACCAGCCGGCGCAAACGCCCGCCCAGGCUCUCCCUGCGCGCAGUCUCAGUCUCAUUAUCCCAGACCCAACACCACCACCCAGCAGCGCACCAACAUGGACGACGCUCAUCAAACAGAAGCGAGCGGAUUCCACGGAAGAUUCUGGCGACUCCACGGACGAUUCCAACACAGCAACGGAGACGACUGACGCUGCGACGACCGCUGAAACGAGCGCUGAGACGACUGCGGAGAGCACAUCUGAGACAAGUUCGGAGACUUCUUCAGAGACAACCUCCAGCGAGACGACUUCUUCGGAGACCACUUCGUCAGAGACCAGCACAACCUCUUCGGAGACGACCAGCUCGACCAGCUCGACCAGCUCUUCCAGCAGCAGCUCUAGCACAUCCAGCACAUCGACAACAUCCACCAGCAGCAGCACGACCAGCACCUCCACCGCAACCAGCACAGCUUCCGCCGAGACUGCUGAGCGCAACCGCGUCGGCAACAUCGCCGCGAUCGCAGUCUUCAGCUCUCUUGGCGGAAUCAUCGCGAUCGUCUUUAUCGCGCUCGCUCUUCGUAAGCGCAUCAUGCGCCGUCGCAGGGAGGAGAAGAAGGCAUUGUUGCAGGCUGGAUCAUCGGCAUACUCGAUGGUUCCGGUGUCAGAUGAAGCAGCGGCGUCGAACGGGGAAGUCAAGUUUGAUCGGUUGUCGAUGAUGUUCGCUGCGAACGACCCAAAACCACAGGACGCGGCUGGGGCUGGGGCGGGGGUCCAGGUCAAUGCGACGCCGUUGUUGACGCCACAGCAGGCGGCUCAGCAGGGGUACCCGCAGGCAUACCCUCAGUACCCACAGGGAUAUCCUCACCAGAUAUAA